Messenger RNA from Gadus chalcogrammus (walleye pollock), 1059 nucleotides. Its product is annotated as transmembrane protein 255B-like. Bases 1 to 1059 code for a protein of 352 amino acids. Lineage: Eukaryota; Metazoa; Chordata; Actinopteri; Gadiformes; Gadidae. The record is from RefSeq and is a predicted model, not a curated record. The transcript is spliced from 9 exons.
AUGCAGCCGCCGGCGACCCUGCAGAUCCCCCUGCAGACCCCCCUGCAGACCACGCAGCAGACCACCCAGCAGACCCUCCAGCAGACCCUCCAGACGACCCCCCAGCAGCCGAACAGCGACGACCAGGACCCGGCAGAAUGCUUUAACAAGCGGAGGCUGAGGGUUCACCAACUCACCGGCGUCCUGUUCGCCCUCUCCCUGGUGGUGUUGGUGGUAGGUCUGGUCUGCGCCACACUCACCGACAACGUAGCGGUAUCCGGCUACUACUCCGGAGUCAUAUUGACUUUUGGAGCGUUCCUAGGCCUCGUUGGGAUGCACCUCCAGGAGAACAGACGGCACAUGUUGAUAGCCGCUAUAAUCUUCAUCAGUCUCGGAGUCAUUGCUGCCUUCUUCUGUGCCAUUUUCGACGGGGUGAUCGCUGGCGAGUGGAUAGACAUUCAGCCGCUGCUGGACGGCAGCUGUGACUUCUACCCAAGUACCCUGGGAUACGGCUACGACACCUACUACACACAGAUUCACUGUCCCUCGCAACAAGGAACAGGAUGCAGGAUGAAAGUCAGGCACAACAGCUGUUACUGCUGCUACAAAUGUCAUAGCUAUUCCGCUAUGCAGUACCGUAUUUUCGAGGGGGUGAACAGCUGCUGGGAUGUGGUCCACCUCCACCGGCUGCUCUGGACCUCUGUGUGCCUCAACAUCCUUGCUGUCAGCCUGGGUAUCAUCACCGCCGCACUGCUUGGAGCCUACAAGGACCUGCCCAAGCCGUCCCUCCAUGUGACUCCAUCCCCGGCACCCCUCCCCCACUUCCUCUACAACCCCACCCAGCACAUGAUGACCUACCCGAUGCAGCCCUACCUGACCCAGCCGGUGAUGCACACCCCACAGUACCACCCUGAGGGGCAGCACCACGCCUCCGACCAGUCCCGGGUGCCUCACCCCCCCACCCAGCCUAACCAGGAGGAGGGGGGGCACCCUGACCUCUACACCCUCACCCCUGACGCCCCUGUGCUCUACGCCGCGGCCUACACCCCCUUCGUGAAGCCCCCGCCUUACGCCUACUAG